Closterium sp. Naga37s-1 is the source of this 2172-nucleotide messenger RNA. The record is from the annotation of a GenBank genome assembly. Lineage: Eukaryota; Viridiplantae; Streptophyta; Zygnematophyceae; Desmidiales; Closteriaceae.
AUGCGCAUUCCACACCUGGCAUCAAUACACUGUAUCGCGCAUAGGGAGGCCCUCGCAGUCCGAGAUGCCGCCGACGAAGUCCCCGAACUUCGCAUGGUGGACGGUGUGGUGCGGGCGUUCGCAGAGCACAUCGGCCGCAGCAGCGUGCACUACACCAAGUUUCAGAACCUGCAGCAGAUCUUCUGCCAGACUAACUUGGAGGCGCAAGGGAUCCACGCCGUGCGCUGGCUCUCCUGUGGUGAGGCGGUUCAACGACUGCUCGAUGUCCUCCCUGCAGCCAUCGUGGUGUUGAAGGACUACAAGGCGGAGCUGUACGAGGUGGUAACCUCGUUCAAAAGCUACGACGUACCUCCUUUAUCACCUCCUCCUUGCUCGCCUCCUCCUUGCUCGCCCCCUCCUUGCUCGCCCCCUCCUUGCUCGCCCCCUCCUUUGUCGCCUCCUCCUUUGUCACCUCCCAUCUUCCUUCCUGCCUCGCCCACAUCGCCAGGCCAUGCCACCACGGCGCAUCUGCUGACGUGGACGUUCUAUCUGCUGGCGAAGCAUCCUGAAUGGCAGGAGCGGCUGAGAGCAGAGCUCAAGCAGGCGCUUACUCAGCAGGGGGCACGAGACACGUCAGCAGCCACCACAGGAACAGCAGCAGCAGAGAAGGCGGGGUCAGAGGAAGGUGGAGGAAAACCAGGAGGGGGAAACCAAAGGGGGUCUGGAGGGGAGGGAGAGGAGGGAGAGGAGGGAGGAGGGCGAGAGGGAGGAAGGCGAGAGGGACGAGAGGGGGAGGGAGGGGGGCGGGUGACAUGGGAGGUGGUGGCGGCGCUGAAAGACAUGGGCAUGAUGCUGCAGGAGAGCCUGCGCAUGUUCCCACCCGUCCCUUUCAUGGGCCGCACGUGCCAACAGGCGUGCAGGGUGGGGCCGUACGACCUACCCCAAGGGAUAGACGUGCUGAUACCAGUCGCCAUGCUGCACUACGACCCGCGCUUCUGGGGCCCCCACACCCUCGACUUCAACCCGGACCGCUUUGCCAAAGGCUUAGAUGAAGCCUGUUCUCACCCUCAGGCAUUCCUUCCCUUUGGUUCGGGCCCACGUAUUUGCAUCGGGAACAACUUUGCCCUCACCGAAGCAAAGGUGGUGUUGGCACACAUCCUCAGGCGGCCUUUCAUUGGUCAAGCGCUCGACCUCUACCGCCUCACCCCCCCUCCCGCCUCCUCCUCCUCCUCCUCCGCCUCCCCUUCCCCCGACUCUCCCCCCUCCACGCACGGCCCGGCUGUGUUCCUUCCGCGGCUGCACGAGUGGCGCCAGCAGUACGGUGACGUGUUCGGGUUCACUAUAGGGGGGACGGCGCAGCUGCUUGUAACGGAUCCUGCACUAGUCCUGCUAUCCAGCAGCGGGCGAUUCACCAAGGCAGCGGGGGCGCGCAAGGCAGUCCUGCUAUCCAGCAGCGGGCGCUUCACCAAGACAGCAGGGGCGCGCAAGGCGCUGAGGCUGCUGGGCAACGGUCUGCCUCUCUCAGAGGGGUCUCUGUGGGCCCGCCAGCGCCGCAUCGUGAAUCCUGCCUUCCGCCCCGCCGCCAUCAAGGGCCAGUCCUUGGCGAACUCGUGGUCGAAUCAGCUGCAGCAGCAGAGGGAGGGGAAUGAAGAGGGAGUGCAGGAGGGUGCUCAUAGCGAGCGUGCUAAUAAGGAGCGUGCGUGCAUGGAGGUGGACGUGCAGGAGAGCAUGUCCCUCGUGGCUCUCGAUGUCAUCGGGCUCGCUGCCUUUGGCUCUGCUGUCAUGCACGAGGGAGGCGAGGAGGGUGGUAGGCUCAUGCCUGGAGACAUAGGACGGGAACGAGCAGCAAAGGCAGAUAAAGCAGUAGCAGUAGCGGCAGGGGCAGGGGAUCCAGUGCAGCUGUACAACGCUCUGUCCAAGCUGGCAGAGCUGGGCGCCAAGAGGGUCUUCUCCUGGCGCUCCCUCGUGCCCUUCUAUGACAUCCUGCCCCUUCCAGAGAACUUUGCCUUGUGGGCAGCAGAGAAGAAGAUCCGCAACCUGACCUUGCACCUGAUUGGCAAGAGGCGGGCAGCAGCAGCAGCAGCAGUGCAUGCGGAGGAGGAGGCACACGGAGGGUCAGAGAAGCAACAGGGGGGGGCAACAGGGCGAGCUGCUCGGGACCUGCUGGCACUCAUGCUGGCAGCACAUGACUAG